AUGGACACGGUUUUCGAGAAAGAGCGACCCGACUCCGGCAAACUGGAUUUUGAAGCACGAGUUCCGAUCCCCUUCAGUGUCUUCCCGUCUGCGUAUCGGAACGCGGAAUUUAAGGAAACUACCAGCGUAAAGGUAGAAGAACAGGAAGCACAGUUUGAGCAACAGGCUUCACACGGACGGGAAGGUCACGAAGAAACCCACGAAUCCUUCUCCGCCACCGUCCUACCUCCUCCUCCGGCUCCCCAACAGCAGCAGCAACCGCAGCAGCACGACACUCACGUCAAGGAAGAGGUCCACAUCUACGAAGAGGAGCGUCUUCGUCGUCCCCAGCCUCCCCAGCAGCAGCAGUUCCAGCAGGCUUCCCAGUCCCAGCAAUUCCACGCUCAGCAGCCCCCUCAGCACCGUGAGGAGCUACAUAUCCACGAGCAAACUCGCUACCGCCAGCCCCAGCAGCAGUUCCAGCCGCCUCAACAGCAGUCCCAGCCGCAAUUCCAGCAGCCCCAGCCUCACUCUCAGCACGUUCAUCGUACUGACCGCGUAGAGUUUGAGCGAUCCCACGACCGCUACCAACCUCACCCCCAACCUCCUACCUCUACCCACUCCCACGUCGAGGUUCAGGACACAACCUACGAUAGACACUUCAAUACAGUCCACGGCCCUGCCACCGACUACGCUCCAUCUCAAAUCGACGUUACUGAACGUCAGAUCCGCGAACGUACUCGUCCCAUCGUCGCCGGUGCAAGCUACUCAAAGGAGACUUACACCACCAAGCACGAUACCUUCCCCAGCAGCAAGCACGUCGAGAGUGUCGCCAGCCACCAGCCAUCUGAGGUCCGAGUAGAAACAUCUGCUCGUUCCACUGCUGCACCCCCCAAGAAGUUCAAGCGUGAUAUGGGAUAUUACGACAACGAGGGCCAAUACCACUCGCUUCGUCAAGGAAUCUCUCACGCCGCUCACAAGGUCGCCGACCGUAUCCAACACCCCAUCCACCCUCACCGCCACCACCACUCUCACGAGCACUCUUUCCCUGGUGCCAAGUACGACGACGAACGUGAAGAGGUAAUCGUCAAGGAGAAGUACACUUCAGCUACUCCUUCUGUUGCCCCUAGCCGCCCCGUCCAAUCCGGAGCUCCUGUUGAGAGAGUCGUUCGCGUCCACUCCAACCCUUCUCCCCCCAGGUCCACAGUUUCUGCUGCUGCACCUGCCCCUGCACCUGCACCUGCUCCCGUCUCCGCUUCUAUCGCACCUGCACCAGCUUCCGCUCGUACAGUCCGCAAGAUGGCUUCCUCCAAGACUAUCACCAUCCCCUGCCACCACAUCCGCAUCGGCGAUCUCCUGAUCCUCCAGGGCCGCCCUUGCCAGGUCAUCCGUAUCACCACCUCCUCCCAGACUGGCCAGCACCGUUACCUCGGUGUUGACCUGUUCACCAAGCAGCUCCAUGAGGAGUCUUCUUUCAUCUCCAACCCGGCCCCCUCCGUCGUUGUCCAGAACAUGCUCGGUCCUGUCUUCAAGCAGUACCGUGUUCUCGACAUCCGUGAGGACGGUCGCGUUGUCGCCAUGACCGAGUCUGGUGAUGUCAAGCAGGGCCUUCCCGUCCUUGACCAGAGCGGUCUCAUCUCCCGCCUGACAGAGUCUUUCGACAACGGCCGUGGCAGCGUCCGCAUCCUCGUCAUCGAUGACGAUGGUAUGGAGAUGGCUGUCGACUACAAGGUUGUCCACGGAUCCAGGUUGUAG
Alternaria postmessia is the source of this 1734-nucleotide messenger RNA. RefSeq lists its product as uncharacterized. Gene Ontology annotation, biological process: positive regulation of translational elongation. The transcript has 4 exons. NCBI's taxonomy places the organism in Eukaryota, Fungi, Ascomycota, Dothideomycetes, Pleosporales, Pleosporaceae. The coding region runs from base 1 to 1734 and encodes 577 amino acids. Gene Ontology annotation, molecular function: ribosome binding; translation elongation factor activity; RNA binding. The record is from RefSeq and is a predicted model, not a curated record.